Ostrea edulis (European flat oyster) is the source of this 957-nucleotide messenger RNA. RefSeq names its product salivary glue protein Sgs-3-like. NCBI's taxonomy places the organism in Eukaryota, Metazoa, Mollusca, Bivalvia, Ostreida, Ostreidae. The transcript is spliced from 2 exons. Bases 1 to 957 code for a protein of 318 amino acids. The record is from RefSeq and is a predicted model, not a curated record.
AUGGCCAAUCCUCCGAGGCAUCUGAGACUGCCGUUCCUACGUCUACAACUCGCUGAAGCACAACCUACCUGUACUAACAAGUCUUGUCCAACCACUAAGCCGUGUACCACCCCACCCCUCGACACACAUGCCACUAAGCCGUGUACCGCCCCAUCCCUCGACACACAUGCCACUAAGCCGUGUACCGCCCCAUCCCUCGACACACAUGCCACUAAGCCGUGUACCGCCCCACCCCUCGACACACAUGCCACUAAGCCGUGUACCGCCCCAUCCCUCGACACACAUGCCACUAAGCCGUGUACCGCCCCACCCCUCGACACACAUGCCACUAAGCCGUGUACCGCCCCAUCCCUCGACACACAUGCCACUAAGCCGUGUACCGCCCCACCCCUCGACACACAUGCCACUAAGCCGUGUACCGCCCCACCCCUCGACACACAUGCCACUAAGCCGUGUACCGCCCCACCCCUCGACACACAUGCCACUAAGCCGUGUACCGCCCCACCCCUCGACACACAUGCCACUAAGCCGUGUACCGCCCCACCCCUCGACACACAUGCCACUAAGCCGUGUACCGCCCCAUCCCUCGACACACAUGCCACUAAGCCGUGUACCGCCCUACCCCUCGACACACAUGCCACUAAGCCGUGUACCACCCCACCCCUCGACACACAUGCCACUAAGCCGUGUACCCCCCCACCCCUCGACACACAUGUCACUAAGCCGUGUACCGCCCCACCCCUCGACACACAUGCCACUAAGCCGUGUACCGCCCCACCCCUCGACACACAUGCCACUAAGCCGUGUACCACCCCACCCCUCGACACACAUGCCACUAAGCCGUGUACCACCCCACCCCUCGACACACAUGCCACUAAGCCGUGUACCACCCCACCCCUCGACACACAUGCACGAGCGCAUAAAAUUAUGUCAGUGGCAUAUAACUACUAUAUGUGA